Molecule: messenger RNA, 4332 nt
Organism: Conger conger (European conger)
Lineage: Eukaryota; Metazoa; Chordata; Actinopteri; Anguilliformes; Congridae
Product: G-protein coupled receptor family C group 6 member A-like
Exons: 7
Coding region: 105-2738 (877 amino acids)
Biological process (GO): G protein-coupled receptor signaling pathway
Cellular component (GO): membrane
Molecular function (GO): G protein-coupled receptor activity
Source: RefSeq, a predicted model, not a curated record
CUGAAGCACCAGGGGACGUGCUGAUAGGGGUGCUGAACCCAUAUCAUGUCACAGCUUUGCUUAAUAGAACAUGGCCGGAUAGGUUCAAGUGCACUGGUUUUGAUAUGGAGGCAUUUGUGCGGACCUUGGCUGUGAUCCACAAUAUUGAACAGAUCAAUGACUCUGGCUUUCUGCCUGGAGUUCGGCUGGGAUAUAUUGCUUGCGAUACCUGCUCUGAUGCCACCAAAGCAAUCCACAUCACUGAACGGCUGCUGUCUACCAAUGGCUCACUGCCCAUCCAAUGUGAUUACACUGACUAUCGGCCACCGGUUAAAGUCAUCCUUGGAGCUCGAUACUCAGAACAGUCGAUCCCUAUUGCCAGGCUACUGGGUUAUUACAUGGUCCCCCAGAUCAGCUGCACAUCCUCUGCACCAACGUUGAGCGACAAGGAUCGCCACCCAUCCUUCCUGAGUCCCAUACCCAGUGACGAGCACCAGACAUUGGCCCUGGUCAAGCUCAUAUCCCGCUUCAGUUGGGAUUGGAUCGGUGUGGUGUAUGGGGACGAUGACUACGGCAAUGCAGUCUUCAGGGAAUUCUUGUUCCAUGCAGAGAAGGCAGGGGUAUGCAUGGCCUUUCAUGCGGUUGUGCCACAUAAUUUGGGCCACAGCAAUGGUCAGAUCCAAGAGGUGGCUGAGCAUAUUCGCUCCUCCAGUGCCCAGGUGGUGCUGCUCAUCCUUAAGUCACAGCUGGUGAAGGAGCUCUUCCAGGAAAUGAUCCGCACCAACACUUCCCGAACAUGGAUCGCCAGUGACACCUGGUCUUUUUCCCGAAAUCUUGCUAGCAUGGAAGAAAUCAACAAAGUGGGCGACAUCUUUGGCUUCACCUUUGUCACUGGAGAGAACCCAGGAUUGAAACAGUACCUGCAGAAGCUGCAGCCUGGCCCGGGGGCAGUGAACCACUUCAUCCAAGAGUACAAGCAGCUGAGCCAACCUGAUGCUGACCCACAGCAGAUGGAUGAUGACUUCCUGAUUGAUAAUGUUGACCUGACCGAGACCUACAAUGAGAGACUGGCUUUGUUGACCAUAGCUCAUGCCCUAAAGAAACUCUUGAAGUGUAAUAACACUACUUGUGAAGGGGAAAAGAACUUCCAACCAUGGAAGCUUCUGGAAGAACUCAAAAAGGUCCAUUUUGAAUUAGAUGGUCGGCAGCUCUUCUUUGAUGAGACUUUAAACUUCAUGAAUGGCUAUGACCUGAUCAUGUGGGUAAAGGCUGGAGACAAGAGAGAACUCAAUGUGGUAGGAAGAUAUCGGCAGAGUGAUGGAGAAGUGGAGCUGAUUAAAGAACUCCAGUGGAUAAACACCGACAACAACACAGUCCCACAGUCCAGGUGCUCUAAGCCAUGUGCACCAGGUACAAUAAAGAAGGUUUUCAACAUUUCCUGCUGUUAUGACUGUACACAGUGCGAGGAAGGGACCUACACAGACAAAUGGAAUCAGAUUACCUGUCAAAAAUGUCCCAAUGGUACUUGGUCUCUGAGGGGGUGGAGCCAUUGUGAUGAAAGAACAGAGAUGUUUUAUAAGUGGGAGGAGCCUUAUGCCAUUGCCCUGGUAACUGCAGCAGGGGUGGGCAUUCUACUCCUGCUGGCCAUUCUAAUUGUCUUCCUGCUGCACCGAAAAACGCCUGCUGUGAAGAUAGCUGGUGGAAAACUGUGUUAUGUCAUGAUUGUUGGGCUGUCCAUAAGUUUUGGAAGUGUGGUGAUAUUUGUGGGCAAGCCUAAUGACCAUCUCUGCCGGAGCCGUCAGGCUAUGUAUGCCCUAGGCUUUACCCUCUGUGUCUCUUGUAUCCUGGUCCGGGCAUUCCGCACUUUCCUGGCCUUCCUGCUGGACCUGGACAGACAGUACCAACUCAAGAAGCUCUAUAAGCCCCUUGCUAUUGUCAUCCUAGUUACUGUAGGCCAAGGGCUCAUUUGCACCUUCUGGCUGAUUUUUGACUCCCCGCAGGUGAUAACAUUUGAACAAGGCUUGGAAGAGUGGCUACAGUGCACGGAGGGAAUGGGUGUUGGCUUUGCCAUCAUGCAUGGUUACAUUGGCCUCCUGGCCUUUGUCUGUUUCUUGCUGGCCUUCAAGGGCCGGAAGGUCCCGCAAGAUUUCAAUGAGACAGGCAACAUCAUUUUCAGCAUGCUCAUUUACCUGUUUGUGUGGGUGUGCUUCAUCCCAAUUUACAUCAGCAGGGACAAACUCAAUGAGCGCUCAAUCGUCCAGGCUUCUGCUGUCCUGGCCUCAAGCUAUGGCAUUAUCUUCUGUCACUUUGUGCCCAAGUGCUACAUUGCACUCUGUAGAAGGAAAAAGAAUGACAGAGCUGCGCUAGAGCGCAGAUUGCGAAUUUUUUCAAUUCAAUCUACAGUUUCUGUGUUUGACAUGUUAUCCCAGGAGUCUGGGCUAGGCACCAUGGAUGCUGUGAGCAUUGAUGACACCAUAGAUGCUGUGAACACAGAAGGCACCAUAGAGGCUGUGGGCAUUGAUGACACCAUAGAUGCUGUGAACACAGAAGGCACCAUAGAGGCUGUGGGCAUUGAUGACACCAUAGAUGCUGUUAACACAGAAGGCACCAUAGAGGCUGUGGGCAUUGAAGGCCCCGUAGAUGCUGAGAGCACUGAAGGUAUGACAGAGGCUCUGAGCACUGAAGACUUACACAGGGCUGGUCCAGGCUUUGUGGGACAAGCAGCCCUUCUUGGGAGCCGCGGUGGUGCAACAGGCUAAGAUGCAGCAGACUUGCGUUGCAGUUCACUGCAGUUGCACACCAAGGACCGGGGUUUCGAUUCCGUGGAGCGGCACAAUUGGCUCGCUGCUCCAGAGGGAGGGUGAGCGGAUCGCUGCUCACAACAGCACCCCGGGCACCUCGGAAUCACGGUCACGAGCUAGAGACGAGACGGCUUGAAGAAGGCAUGUAGAUCUCGGAUUGCGGCCGUGGGGUGGGGUAUCCCCCAGCUAACACUACUUGGAUUAGAUAGGGUACAAUUGGCUGCCAAAAAAAAAAAAAAAAAAAAAAAUCUGAAAUAAAAAAAGAAGCCCUUCUUGAAAUGAGUGCAACCCCUACAGAUCUAUUCCUGUUCCUCAGAGGACCAUCUCUCCAAUCUCACAGAAUUGGAGGUCAAAAUGCUUACCUGAAGGAGAGAAGCUGAGGUGGCAGAAGGACCAGAAGUCAAGGGAAGACUCCUUUGCAUGCUCUACUCUAGACACAUUGUCUAGAACAAAAUGUUGACCCAGUCCAUUCUGACUGUGGCUGGUACUGGGUGGCACAGAAGCGAAAACAUCACCAACUAGCACAAUGGCUACAUGCAUUUUGUAGGAAGUGCUUGUUAGUCAGAAUUUUCCAGAAUUAAUGGACGCUGUUGCAGCUGUGGGGAUGGGCCAGAAAUUACAUUCGUCAUUAUGAACUGAAAAAUAAACCCUUUUUUAAAAUUAAUUUUAGUACAGGUGACUUUUAUGUGCUUAUAUAUGUGCUGUUGUAGAGGUUUUUGUAACGAUACAUUUAACCUUAUACCCACAAAAUUAAACAGCGAGAAGUUGUAAUAUCUAUUUCCGUAUUAAACAUGUAUAUUUAUGUAAUCUCACAUUAAUAGUGCUGCAUGAAUGCACAAAGCUGUCUGUCCGACUUCAGGACCACUGUCAGGACAGCAGAAUCCCCCCCCUAUUUCGACGCAGAUUCAAAACACACCUUUUCGAACUCUACCUUAGUCCUCCCUCCUGAUUUCCCCCGCCUCCCCUUUCUGAUAUCACUCCUUGUCUAACCCAAAAAGAAUUGCACUUAUGAUGACGACUAUAUGUUUAGAACAGCAUUCCAUGUGUAUUUUCCUAGUUAUGUAUGUGAUGCUUUGACUUUGACCUAUGCACUUGUAAAUCGCUUUGGAUUAAAAGCGCCUGCCAAAUGACAAAAAUGUAAAUGUAAAUGUAAUGAACGUUUUAAAGUUAUACUCCACAAAAUGUAUGUGUAAACUGAAUGUGUUGCCCUUCACAAGGUGCUUUAACUCUUGGAUACAGUGUAUCCUACCCUUUGUUACAUAGUGUUCAGUUUUCUUUCAUCCCUGAAAUAUAAACAUUACAUUAAUGCAAAAUAAUUUCUACAGAUCACAUUAUUUGUUCAAAUUAAGUCAACUGUCAUAAAUACAUAUUUGUAUAUGUGGUAGGCACUGAAAUAUUCAACUGAUUUAGAUUUCCUUAUCCUGGACAACUGUAUAUACUUUGGUACAUAUCACCAGCAGUCUUUGUUAGACACCGCAGCAAAUGCUUCACUGUAAUUCAAUCCCUGUAUUUUUCAAUGUGGAUGGCAUCUGUAUUUUGUCAUCUAUGAUGU